Megalops cyprinoides (Indo-Pacific tarpon) is the source of this 1930-nucleotide messenger RNA. It is a transcript of the gene junba, whose product is annotated as JunB proto-oncogene, AP-1 transcription factor subunit a. The transcript has a single exon. The record is from RefSeq and is a predicted model, not a curated record. The coding region runs from base 483 to 1475 and encodes 330 amino acids. Gene Ontology annotation, cellular component: transcription regulator complex. Gene Ontology annotation, biological process: regulation of cell population proliferation; regulation of transcription by RNA polymerase II; regulation of cell cycle. Gene Ontology annotation, molecular function: RNA polymerase II cis-regulatory region sequence-specific DNA binding; transcription factor binding; DNA-binding transcription factor activity, RNA polymerase II-specific. NCBI's taxonomy places the organism in Eukaryota, Metazoa, Chordata, Actinopteri, Elopiformes, Megalopidae.
GGAAGUAGGUGUAUAGAGUUGAGAACAGCGCGUAGAGAGGCAGGGGGCUCGCCUAAUACCUUUAAGCCUUUCAGCGGCUCGCUAAAGAUUUCGGAAAAACACACCUGUACUCAGACACGGACAACAAUUGAGAAUUAGUCAUCGGACAUCACUUUGAUACAGCUGUCAAGAAAACUACAUCUUUUGACUUGGUACAGUAGCGUUCAACUACUUUGGAAGUUUUGUUCUGUUAUUUGGCUUGAAUAUAAAACUGUCAUUGCGGGGCAUCACAGUGCUGAAAAGACUGUCAAGAGGGGUUUGCGCUUGCAUUUGUUCAGCGGGGUGUUCAGUUGAACAAGACCUCGAUACUAUUUUUGGACUUAAUGUGUUCAGUGUCUUUACACUGAAGAUCUGUUCUCUAUCCAAAAAAACAUAGCCUAUAGAAGUCCAAUAAGUCUUCUCUCCGCAAACAUCUGCUAUACGUAUUUUGUACUUUGAAUCGUAUGUCUACAAAAAUGGAACAACCGUUUUAUCAUGACGACUCGUUUCUUUCUGCUUAUGGUCACUCAGACGCUGCACUUCACGACUACAAGCUCCUUAAGCAGAACAUGAACUUGAAUUUGAUCGAGCCUUAUCGGAACCUGAAGUCCCAGCUGCGAACCGAAACCGACUUCUACCCAGGACCAACCGAAGACGUCGGCUCGCUGAAACUUGCUUCUCCUGAACUGGAGAGACUGAUCAUCCAGAACAGCAACGGUGUUAUUACCACUACGCCCACCCCGGGCCAAUACUUCUACCCCCGAGGGAUUACGGAAGAACAGGAGGGUUUUGCAGAAGGUUUCGUCAAAGCUCUUGACGAGCUCCACAAGAUGAACCAGAUGCCUCCACCCAACGUGUCUAUUGGAGCCGGUGGUGUGACUACCUGCAGUUCGGCUGCUACUGUGUUUGGUUCCUCUCUGCAGCCCGAACCUCCAGUUUACACCACACUGAACGCUUGUUCCACCAACACUAACCUCACGUCGGCGUCCAACUAUCCCUCAGCCACUAUUAGCUACUUGCCGCAUCAUCAUCAGUACCAGCAUCACCAAACACCGACGCACGGCUCGCAGCUCUUCCAGCAUCCGUUGCAGGGACACGGGUUGCAUCCACAGCGUCUGAUGGCUCUGAAGGAAGAACCACAGACCGUCCCUGAUACGCAUAGCAGCGGCGAUGGCUCUCCACCAAUGUCACCAAUAGACAUGGAAGACCAGGAGCGAAUCAAGGCGGAGCGCAAGAGGCUGAGAAACCGAGUGGCAGCAACCAAGUGCCGGCGGCGCAAGCUGGAGCGCAUCUCACGACUGGAGGACAAGGUGAAAAUUCUCAAGUCGGACAAUGCUGGGCUCUCGAGUACCGCUUCGCUGCUGCGGGAGCAGGUCGCUCAGCUCAAACAGAAAGUUAUGACACAUGUUAGCAGCGGGUGUCAGCUCAUGUUGACGACGAAGCUUAAGUCGUUUUAAACGGUGAGACAGUGAUGGACAUUGGUUAGAAAAAAAACACUGGAAUAUAUGUUAACGUUUUAUUUGUUAAACAAAUAACUUCACAGCACUGGAACAUCGACUAUGUAAACAGAAUCAUUUCCAUGUUUUCAUUUUGAAAAUUUUCUCGUUUCUGUUUUGUAAAAGCCGAUGUACAGAAAAGAUGGUUCAUUUAUUUUUAUGAAUGGUUACAUGGUACCUUUUUGUAAUGCACUGCUCAAAGGACAAAGUUAGUGACCACCAUGCGGUAAUACCAGUAUACAGGUGGUUUGUGUGGGUUUGUGUAUCUUGAAAUGUAUUUUCUAUUGUCUUUUUCAUGCUGCAUUCCAAAAAUAAGUUAUUUUGUAUGUCAGGUUGAUCCCGACGAAAUAAUGUUACAUGUUUACGCUGUUUUUAUUUGUAUACAAGAUAUUUAAGUAAAAACCUUUUGAAAUCAU